This is a messenger RNA of Vombatus ursinus (common wombat), 813 nucleotides long. RefSeq lists its product as uncharacterized. The record is from RefSeq and is a predicted model, not a curated record. Lineage: Eukaryota; Metazoa; Chordata; Mammalia; Diprotodontia; Vombatidae. The transcript has 17 exons. The coding region runs from base 1 to 714 and encodes 237 amino acids.
AUGGCCUUUCAAAAGCCAGUGGACUCGGGGGCGGGGCUAGGACAUGAACGACAGACUAGGGGGCGGGGUUUUCUGCCUGAAGGGCGAGGCCGAGACCCGAGCAACCAGACAGAGAACGAGGCUGGGACUCGGACUACCGAACCAAGGAUUGGGGGCGGAGCUCGAGCGCGAGCUCCUCUACUGGGGCCGGGACUGGGUCUCCUCUUCACCAUGCCAUUUCUUGAAAAAGAGGAAAACAGUGGACUUAUGUUGAUGAAAAAUGAAACACGCCUGCAAAUCUUAAAGAACAAGGAGCAGAGAAGGAGACUUGUUCAUGAAAUUUGUACUUUUUUAGAUAGCAGCCAGUCUGUCCAAGAAAUUGAUGCUUUAAGGACAGAAAACAGGAAAUUAAAAAAUGCGAACUCAAGGCUGCGAUAUAAGACAAAGGAUUGGGCAUUAAAGAAAGAAGAAUAUGAAAAUGAGAUUGAGAGGCUGUCUAGUGAGAUAUCAAAUUAUUUAAAUGUCACCAAUUUUUGGUAUCAAGACACAGAGCUUCUUAAUGAUGAGUAUAAUAAUAUACCAAGGGAACAGGCAAACAAUGUAAGCACUCAGACAGAGGGCGCCCUUGGACCAGUAAAAAGUAUCUCUGUGAGGAAUGUUACAACACAGACUGGAGAAGAUGAUACAAGACACACAAGUGAAAAACACUUAUCACAGGACGAAUAUGAACAAUAGAAGAGCAGCUAACUACUACUUUUAAAGGCCUGGAUAACAGAUUGUUUUAUGUUGCUUCAAGUUUGUCUUCUCAUUGAAUUACUCAAUUCUAUGAAUGAA